UGGUGUGCUGACAGGUGUCGCCUGGCUACCCACGACAUGCAAACAGCCAUGCUGGGUGCGGAUGGCGAUCAGCAUCAUGGCAACCGUGAGAAAUCCUUUGCCGAUGUAGAGGUCAAAGAGGAGUGCGACGAGGAAAAGUAUGCAGGGAGCCCUAGGAAUGGAAACACGGACACAACCAGGUCGUGGCUGUACAUCAAGGAGGAGAUCAAGGAGGAAAUGCAGCAGGACGAGAUCGGUCCCUUGAGUGUUGCGGCAACAACUGUCGAGUACAAGAUCAAUCAGGAGGUCAAAGAGGAGGUGGAAGAGAAGGUGGACUUGGGCCAAGAUUCGGUCGAGCCCGCCACCACUCCCACAACCAAGCGUCGCCGCCUGACUCGAAGGAACAUGCAAGGGAAAGCAGCAGCCGCAGGUGCCACAGAGACUUUGGUUCAGGCUUUUAUCAAGAAGGAAAAACCUGAUGAUAUUCAAGUCAAGCAAGAGGAGAGUGAUGACCAAGAUGCCCAUGCCCUGUGGCUCCAAGUGAAGAAGGAGAUAAAGGAUGAGAUGCAGCAGGACCAGAAUUGUUGCUUGGAUGUUGGCGCCACCAUUGCUGGACAUGAGGUCAAGCAGGAAGCCAAAUUGGAGGUUGAAGAGAAAGUCGACGCAGGCAAUGACCCAGUGGGGCUGCCCAGCACUCCCAGAGCCAAACGUCGCCGCCUGACUCGAUGGAAUAUGCGAGAGAAGCCAGCUGGCACAGGCACUGUGGCUCAGGCUUCUAUCAAGAAGGAAAAGCCUGAUGAUGCUCAAGUCAAGCAAGAGAAGAGCAAUGACCUAGACCACCAUGCCUUGUGGCUGCAAGUAAAGCAAGAGAUCAAAGAGGAGAUGCAGCAGGAUCAGAUUGAUUGCUUGGGUGUUGGCACUGCCAUUGCUAGACAUGAGGUCAAGCAGGAAGUCAAAGAGGAGGUCGAAGAGAAAGACGUAGGCAGUGAUCCAGUGGGGCUAGCAAUCAGUUCAACUCCACCAAGCAAGAAGCGCCACUUGGCACGCAAGGAGACCAAGAUCAAGAGGGAGAAAAGUGAUGACCGUAAAGCUCCUCAGGACAAGCCGGAUGGCCGGUGGCCGCAAGUCAAAAGCGAGAUUAAAGAGGAGUUAGGCAAGGAGGAUUCAACGGCUGACAGCAUAAAGAUCAAGAAGGAGCAUAUAGUGGAUGCAGGCUCCAGACUUCCUCCAUCGAAGGAGGCAGCGAGUGCUGAUGAUGCCUCCUUGGAUACUUUUGCCGCAGCAGCAGCUACUUGGGCACAGCAGUGCCUCGCAUUCCGAAAGACCAAGACGUGGACGCCGACCAGGCCAUGUUGUCCUGCCAACUUCUUCGUCGGCCCUGUGGAUGGUGUGCCAACAGCUCCCGCAGAACAUGCGCCAGCAUGUGUGCAGCGAUUGUCUGCCUACCGUUUGCGGUGUCUUCGGCGAUUCCACCGCAACCAUGAUCCCCAAACGCUGCUCGCGGAGGAGGUGCCAGCAGAGUCCCCGAUGCGGUUUGCUUCGCCCAAAAAAGACCGGGCACUGUCACCUGAAGAGCUGCUACUGGCGGAACAGGACAUAAAGGUCCGUGGCUUGGACCUGAUGAAGAUGUGGCCGUGGAUGAGGGAUCUCCCAACUUGUUUGUGGGCUGGACGUGGCUGGGCCUUCGAUGAGAAUGGUCUACGGCGCUUGUCCACAAGCGGCGGCAGCGAUGCCAUGGAAGGUGUCGAAGUCUGGGACUCAGUCGGCCAAGCACCCGAAGAGGUGAAGCCGAUGGAAGAGAUCGUCAAAGAAGCCACAGCUGCAGCCACAGCAGGUUUCUCUUCAGAAGGCCCUGCGACAUCAGAGAAACCAGUUCGCUUCAGGAGGGACAAUUCGGGGAAGCAGAGUGGGGUUCCAGAUGUGACCUGGCACCCAGCUUG
Molecule: messenger RNA, 1919 nt
Organism: Durusdinium trenchii
Lineage: Eukaryota; Dinophyceae; Suessiales; Symbiodiniaceae
Source: the annotation of a GenBank genome assembly